UUUUAGUGUUAGUAGAGGGUUUCCAUAGCAUCCCAACAAGAAACGUAUCAUUCACGAGGUGAAUUGUUAUAUUCUUUGAGUUUGUAUAAAGCCCAAAGGAACGAAAUAAAAAAUGAAGUUAAUAGUGACAUUCUAUAUACUGUUACUGGUCGGUGUUUUGGUGACCGUGGAGUGUAAAAGAGGUGGGGGGUCCAGAGGUGGUAGUUCCAGAGGUAAAUCUGGUACGCAGACAGGACAGGCUGCAGCGCCGCCACCAGCUCCAGAGUCAGGAUUCAAAAAACAGUCCGUGAAUACGCAGCACCAGUCAGCACCGGCUUCAGGACAACAAAAGCCUUACGGAUGGAACGUCCCGGGGACUAAUCACCAACCUGGAGCAGCAGCUGGUGGCGCUGCUGCUUCAGGUGGAGUUUGGAAAACAGGUCAUGGGCAAGCAGGUACAGGAAACAAACGAGUGGAAGAAUAA
Messenger RNA from Acanthoscelides obtectus, 463 nucleotides. The record is from the annotation of a GenBank genome assembly. NCBI's taxonomy places the organism in Eukaryota, Metazoa, Arthropoda, Insecta, Coleoptera, Chrysomelidae.